GAUGGUAUGGGGACUCUUCCAGCACGGAUGGAGGGACAACGCCGGAUGGAAGGGCAAUCGCGGGGGCAACCUCGGAACUGUUGGCAUCGACUGGGUCGACUGCUGGGUCGACCUGAAGAUGAUAUCCAUUAUGGUCACGUUUUUCCUGGCCUUCUAUGUGAACCAGUGUUUUGGGAGAUACCAGCACAUCUGCGCGACCACACAGAAGAUGUUUGCUUCAGCUCACGACUUCAUGUACCAUGCCCGGCUCUUCCUACGGAAGCCGGACAAGCCGUACGACCGCUUGUCCAGCCGCUGGAUCACCGCAGUGUCGCUGCUGGGCGUGGCUCAGCUGGAGACGCGUGGACAGACUGACCUGGACGAGCAACAGUGGAAAUCCUUCGUCUCCUCGGGGUUGGUGCGGAAGAGCGAGGUGGAGUUCCUGCGCAGUUUGGGAGGCUUGGGGAGGCUCCUAGUUGUCACACAGAUGGCCGGCGAGGUGGUCCGAAGUGCGCUUGAGGCUGAAGGAAAGGCCGACGCCGCCAGGGACUCUGUCCUUACAGAAAUGGUGGACCGACUCCUCGUUUACAAGGAGCACCACCAGGAUCUGCUGGACCUUUCUGCAGUCAAAGUUCCCGUUCACUACCAUCACUUGCUGACCGUCAUGGUCUUUGGCGAUUUGAUGUUUCUGUCCAUUGGAAUGGCAAUGACGAUGUCUUGGCUGGCACCCUGCAUGUUCGCGCUCAUGUGUGUUAUCCUGCUCGGGAUGAUGGAUGUAGCGGCGCGGCUGUGGAAUCCAUUUGGCACCGACUCGACUGGCUUUGCGCUGCAAAUGUGGGCUGGGGAGUUCUUGGCCGGGGCUCGUGCAAUCUUGGAGUAC
Messenger RNA from Symbiodinium necroappetens, 859 nucleotides. The record is from the annotation of a GenBank genome assembly. Lineage: Eukaryota; Dinophyceae; Suessiales; Symbiodiniaceae.